Sycon ciliatum is the source of this 2074-nucleotide messenger RNA. Its product is annotated as phospholipase A2 group XV-like. The record is from RefSeq and is a predicted model, not a curated record. NCBI's taxonomy places the organism in Eukaryota, Metazoa, Porifera, Calcarea, Leucosolenida, Sycettidae. The transcript is spliced from 4 exons. The coding region runs from base 231 to 1484 and encodes 417 amino acids. Gene Ontology annotation, biological process: lipid metabolic process.
UCGGUAUCCCUGAACCUUUCGGAGACCACAAACGGACAAAGUAAAGUUGUAGAGUAGACUCUACGAGGUAACGCAACACACGAGCCAGUGAAGGCAGAACUUACUCAAAUGGUGUAGACCUGUGUCUGAGAUCUAUUUUGAAGUGAAGAAGUCACUGCGAGUGCAGUCAAACAGCCCAACAAGCUUUUGUACUUCUGCAGAACAAUGAGCUCAUGAGCAUUCUGUGAACGAUGAAAAUGCUGAGGCUGACCCUGUUACUGCUAGUCUUCUGGACCGGAUGCUCUGUGGCAAUCAAGUUUCCAAUUGUGUUGGUGCCCGGCAUCGCUGGCAGCCAGAUUGAUGUGCGGCAUACGGAGAAGAUACCGUACCCGGACAUCUGCCGUGUUGUAUUCUCUACUAACAGCUGGAGACAAGCCUGGCUCAGCAUUAAGGAGGUCUUGCCUGGUCUUGUCCGCUGCUUUUCCAUUGACAUGUCAUUGGAGUUUGAUGUGAAUACGCUAAAGUACAAUGACCCAGAAGGCAUUGAAACCAGAAUACCCAACUUUGGAUCAACCAAAUCCAUCGAGUAUCUGGACAACAGCACAGACUUUAUCAUUCGGGCCGAAACAAAGUACUUCCAUGACAUGGUGCAGUAUUUCGUCGACAACGCUGGCUACGAGCGUGAUGAGAGCAUUGUAGCAGCUCCGUACGACUGGAGAAAGUCACCUUGGAGCAUGGAUGGGUACUUUGAGAGGCUGCAAGCUCUAGUGGAGAAUGUCACUGCUAAGUACAAUGCACCAGCCAUUGUCAUCUCACACAGUAUGGGUGGCCCGGUGUUGAAAGCAUUCUUCAACACCACCACCAGUGACUGGAGAGACAAGCACAUCAAGGCAUGGUUUCCCGUUGAAGGUGUGUGGAUCGGUUCUCCCAAAGUUCUCGAGGCCAUAGUGUCUGGCGAUGGGUUUGGCACACCAGCACCAGUAGCUGAUCUCAUUGAUAUGGAGCGGUCACUCGAAAGUACCCUGUUCUUAGCGCCAAUGCCUGGACUCUGGCCAAAUGAUGUGUCCGAUGAGUUGAUCAUUGUGGAGGAGACGAGCAAGUCGUACGGUGUGUCAGACUAUGUAGCGCUGCUGCAGGCACUGAACAUUAGCCAUGCCCAGGAGCGGCUUGCCAAUGUGAUGAGCAAGCGUGAAAUGAUACAUGGUCCCCCCGGUGUUCGCAUGUACUGCAUCUAUGGAACAAACGUAGACACAGCCUGGGGUUACAAGUACAGUGCACUGGACAGGUCUGCACCUGAGAAGAAAAUCAUCGGUGAUGGUGAUGGAACGGUGCCCCUGCCCAGUCUGGAGUAUUGUAAGAACUGGGUGGGAAAGCAGCCACAGCCGGUUGUGCUCAAAACAUUCCCGAACGUGAACCACGUUGCAGCCAUCAUGGACAAAGGCAUAUUUCAGUACAUCCAAAGAGAGAUGGAUGCUCUCGCAGAGGAACACGCUUCCAGGGCGUAGGCACCAUGCCAUCUGUUUCUAAGCUAACGUGGUGAGGCACCAAAUGAACCUGUGCUUUAUUGUAUUACAAGUACUGCUGCUUCUUAAGUUAGUAGGUUAGGAUAAACAACUCAGCUGCUGAAAUAUCUCUCAGCUACUAUUGGUAGUGAUGCAAUGUCAUGUACUUCAAAAUAGAUCCAAAAAUGCCCAUAUUAAUUUUAUAUAAUAUAAAUAGGGACAUUUUUAUUAUAUAAUUAUAUAGAGAAGCAUUGGCAUAAGGUUUACAAUUAAGGUUUACAAUUUAUUUAUUCUUGAACGAUGAUGCGGAGUAUGGGCAGAUGGAUGGUCACCGGGGUUUUUUUCCCUCUUUCGGAUACAUACUGUACUGCAGUUCCAAAAGUCUGUGACCACACUUUAGGGAAUGAAGUAACACGUUUAGUUGGUCUACACUUAGGGAGCAUUUGCAACUCCAGUCUGCUCGUAUACCUCGCUCAUCUGAUCACUUGUGUUGAUUGCUGUUGAGGUAUUUUUCUGAAUCUGAUUUAAACUAUUUAUUUUGCUUAAAACUUACAAUAAUUAGGCAACUCUUCGCCCCAAACUUUAAAUAUGAA